AUCACUGAUAUUCCUUCACAUAGCUUGCCAAAUCCAUUAUUCUUAAUACAGAGGGCGAGACAUUAUAUUGGCUCUCCCAACCACAAACACUCUCAAGAACCAAUUAAGACCACACCAGCUAGCUUUGUGUUGUUUAAUGCUGUCAAAUUAAAGCUAGGACGAGGACGAGGACGACAAGGUUGCAGAUCAGAUAAUCUUUGAUGGCUUCGCAGAAUGUGUACCAAAUAGGGUUGAAGCUUGUUGUCACUGUGCUGCUCUUCUAUUCCCUCGCCCAGCUGCUCUCUCCCAUUUCAGGAAUAGGAAUAGGAAGAGGGAAGGAAGUGAGAAUGGUGUUGGGGUCAAGCCCACCAAAGUGUGUGGGGAGAUGCAUGGGUUGCAGGCCUUGUGUUGCUGCUUUGGUCAUUCCUCCACAUGACGACAAGAAUGGGUUCAGAAGACCUUCAUCUUCAUCUUCAUCUGGUGCAGGAGAUGAGAGCUACUAUCUCCUCUCAUGGAAGUGUAGAUGUGGGAACAAAUACUUCCAACCUUAAUACCUCAACAAUAAUGGGUUUCUCAAUUCUGUAAUUUAUUUUAUAAUAUAUCUUAGAUAUGCAUAAUUUUCGAUCAGGUGGUAUUGUUACUACUCCCUAGUAAAUAAUGGAUGGGUCGUAAUUUUUACAAUAUUGUUUUACAUGGUCAUGUCUUGUGAUGUUAUUAGGACAUAUGUUUAUUAGUAUUGUAUAUUCUAGCUUAGCCUAUGUUAGUGGCACGUUAGAGAAGCAAUUUCUUAUAAUAGUGAGAGAGCUGGAAGAGUAGGAAUGCAAUAGCAAUCCGAGAGGCCAAAGCAGAAGAGAGUAAUAGAGAUAGGACCUGGCCUAAUAGGCUAGUAAUACUGCAUCUAUUCUUAUUUUUUACUCAUUUUCUACUCUUUAUUAAGGUGUCAUUCUAUAA
Molecule: messenger RNA, 930 nt
Organism: Ipomoea triloba (trilobed morning glory)
Lineage: Eukaryota; Viridiplantae; Streptophyta; Magnoliopsida; Solanales; Convolvulaceae
Product: EPIDERMAL PATTERNING FACTOR-like protein 8
Exons: 2
Coding region: 201-530 (109 amino acids)
Biological process (GO): guard cell differentiation; stomatal complex development
Source: RefSeq, a predicted model, not a curated record